Messenger RNA from Aspergillus mulundensis, 1836 nucleotides. RefSeq lists its product as uncharacterized. The record is from RefSeq and is a predicted model, not a curated record. Lineage: Eukaryota; Fungi; Ascomycota; Eurotiomycetes; Eurotiales; Aspergillaceae. The transcript is spliced from 2 exons. Gene Ontology annotation, molecular function: ADP binding; catalytic activity. The coding region runs from base 1 to 1836 and encodes 611 amino acids. Gene Ontology annotation, biological process: nucleoside metabolic process.
AUGUCCCAGUCGGCGAAGCACCAUGCAGACUACACGAUCGCCUGGAUUUGCGCGCUCCCGCUCGAGGCCGCAGCCGCGCGAACGAUGCUCGACAAAACACACCCCCAACUCCCUCAGCCUCCGACCGACCAUAACGUCUACACCCUCGGCGAGAUAUCCGGCCACAACAUCCUGAUCGUCUGUCUGCCUGCCGGAGUAUACGGCACGGUCUCUGCGGCCAUCGUGCUAUCGCAAGUCCUGUCAACCUAUACCGCGCUGAAGUUUGGGCUGAUGGUCGGAGUCGGUGGUGGAAUCCCUCGAUCGGUAGAAAACAGUGAUAUGUGGCUUGGGGAUGUCGUGGUCAGCAAGCCCACAUCCGAUGGGACGAGCGGAGUGGUUGCCUACGAUUCUGGGAAACUCCUGGGCGACGCCGGGUUCACGUUGACCACAGUCAUGAAUCGGCCGCCGCAACUGUUGUUGAACACUUUAUCGCAUGUGCAAACCGAGGUCAUAAUGGGAAAUUCAUUGGGGAUCUCGGCGAUCGUUGCGCGGACAUUGGCCACAAACCCGGACAUGGCGGAGCAGUAUUCUACUCCGGACAGGGCGACCGAUCGCCUAUUCCAAGCGGAUUACAACCAUCCACGAGGUGCGACGGACUGUUCUGGGUGCGAGCGGCAAUAUCUUGUCGAUCGGCCGACUCGAAUCUCAGAUGAGCCGCGGGUUCACUAUGGAGUCAUUGCGUCUGGGAAUCAGUUGAUUCGAGACAGCAUUAGUCGGGAUCACCUAGCCGACAAAUACAACGCGCUAUGUUUCGAGAUGGAGGCCGCUGGGUUGAUGAAUCAGCUCCCGUUCCUGGUCAUCCGAGGAAUUAGUGAUUACUGCGACUCCCAUAAGUCCAAGCGCUGGCAGGGGUACGCGGCACCGACGGCUGCGGCGUACGCAAAGAUCCUUUUGUCAAAGAUACCCCCAGGCUAUAGUCCAGUCUCCGCAACGAUAGCUGCAAUCUCGCCCUCACCGGAGUCAAUCAAGCCAUACUUUAUGGUGCCUUUUGCGCAAAACCCUCAGUUUUUAGGCCGUGGCUCAGAGCUCAUCCAGCUCAGGAGGAUGGUUCUAGAUGGAGGUGGCCCUCGCAAAGCUGCAAUAUCGGGCCUUGGGGGUAUAGGAAAGACACAGGUUGCGAUCAAUAUUGCCUACCAUUUUCGCGACCAAGGGCUUCAUUCAGUCUUCUGGAUAUCAUCCACAAGUGCCCAGGCGGUGCAACAGGGCUUCCUUGACCUGGCUGCACGCGUCGGAUUGCAAGACAUAACUCCCGAUAACGUCAAAAUGCGGGUGAAGAGUUACUUGACCUCGAAUGUGACUCGACCAUGGAUACUCAUGAUCGACAAUGCGGACGACAUGGAGAUUUGGUCGUCGUCAUUUGCCAGGGAGACGAUCCCGGUCGCUCAACACGGUUUCACACUAUUCACGACUCGCAACCACCAGCUCGCAGUGAGAUUAGUCGGUCGGAAUAUCAUCCGACUGAUGGCGAUGGACGCUAGUGUGGCCACGGCCAUGUUAAGCCAGACCCUUUGGGACGAGAGUCUACUGGGAAACGACAAGGAUGCACUUUCGCUUGUUGACCAUUUGCAAGGCUUGCCGUUGGCCAUCAUGCAAGCAGCUACCUACAUGAACGAAAACCAAAUAUCCGUUGAUACAUACGUUUCACUGAUCGGAGAACAAGAAGACUCCUUGCUGGAGUUGCUCGGCCAGGAUUUUGGGGACAAAUGGAGACUAGCGAAGGCCGCGGCGCGCAGCGCCGUGGUUAGAGGUAGCAAGCUAGUUCCCAUUAAUAUUAUAGCUUAUUUCUUAUGGUACUAA